Molecule: messenger RNA, 969 nt
Organism: Pocillopora verrucosa
Lineage: Eukaryota; Metazoa; Cnidaria; Anthozoa; Scleractinia; Pocilloporidae
Source: RefSeq, a predicted model, not a curated record
AUGAGAGAAAAUACGACAAAAAAAAAGUCCCUUGUUUUCACUUUAUUUCUUCUCACGAAUCAGACUUUAUUACAUUUUAGCGACUGCCAGCUUAUAGACAUUCGAAACUCGCUUAUACGAAAACAUGGAAAAUUGAAAACCGAGAACUCUCCGCAAGAGCAAGUAAAGUUAUUUCAAGAGGAAUUAGGGUACGUCUCAUUUUUGCAUGCAUCUCACGAAAUCAAACGCAGAAAGGAGAGAGAUGUCCCACACAGGCGCUAUCUCCACAAAAGAGGAAGCAAUGUUCACAGUGGAGUAAGGGCUGAAAUUGCUCGAGCCCUUGCACAUCACAUCGAAGGUAUGGAACCUAACUUUAAGUCAGCGUCAUUCCAGCAACUCUGGAGUGAACUGAAAGCGCCACUUACUGUUGUAAUGAGACCAAGGAAAGUAGAGGAACUUUUAACAGACCUAGAGAAAUGUCACUUGGGGAACACCCUGCAUGGUUAUGAAAUUCCAUCAGAUUUGGAUGGUAUUAAAAGAGACUUGGUUAUUUGCAAAAUCUACGAAACACUGGAGAAGAAUGCUGAAACCUCUUCUGGUGAAAAGUCCAACGACAACAAGCGUGAAUACGCCCAUAUUCGGAAUCUCCUCAAGCAGCCGCUAACCAGUUGUUUUAAGGUCGCAGAGCUGUCGUCGUUGAUGAAUGAGUUGGCGCAGUGUUUACCGCGGUUUGAGUUGGCUGGAAUAAAUUACCAGGUCCCAAGCAAGAUGUCUGAGGUGAAGAGAGAUGUGGUCAUUUGUAAAGUUGAUGAAGUAUUUAAUAAAACCGAUGACAAUGACUCGUCAGGAAGUGGAAGAGAGGUUUAAUUCAAUCCCGCCCCGAAGAAUAAAUGAUAUGCAAUUUCACGCCCUAAAACAUCGAAUAAUACUUUAUGGACGUUUAAGUUAUACCAAUGCACUAAAGAGUUAUCCUCACAGCUGCAAGUCGUA